GGAAGAGAAAUAGCCAAACUUCUGAUUAGAGAGGGGACUACUACGGCUCCUUCCAUUAUGAACUCUUCAGCUGACAAAGCUUCUUACCUUUAGCAUAAAACUACCUGCAUCAACCGCAGAGAUUCUUGAAGGAGUCAGUGUGACAAGGCAGUGGCUAUUUCCACUUGCCUUCAUGUUGAAUUCCAGAUGUGUCCUGUGAAAGUAUUUACUUUGAAUGGAAGUUGCACUUGCCCAUUGAAAAUGAGACACUUCCAAUUGAACUUGCUUCUCAUCUGUAUGGCAACCACCACUGCUAUUCUUGUUGUGCCAUGGAAAGUCAAAUGUCCAUUGCAGUGUGUCUGCCAGAUCAGACCAUGGUAUACUCCCAGGUCUGUGUACAGGGAAGCAGCCACAGUUGACUGCAAUGAUUUGUUUAUCUCCACAGUGCCUGAAAGAUUGCCAGAGGGGACACAGAUUCUUCUCUUGCAAAGCAACAAUAUUGUCAAGGUCGAGCAGAGUGAACUGGGCUAUCUGAAAAACCUGACAGAGCUAGAUUUAUCACAGAACAGUUUCUCAGACAUUUGGGACUUUGGUCUGAAAAAUAUGCCUCAAUUGCUGAGUCUUCACUUGGAAGAAAACCAGCUGGCUGAACUUCCCGAUAACAGCUUCUCAAACCUGGCUAAUCUUCAGGAACUUUAUCUUAAUCACAAUCAAAUACGCAGGAUUUCUCCCCAAGCCUUCUUAGGUCUUGGAAAUCUCUUUCGACUCCAUCUCAACUCCAACUUCUUAAGGACAAUUGACAGUCGUUGGUUCCAAGUACUACCCAGUCUGGAGAUCCUAAUGAUUGGUGGCAACAAAGUAGAUGCCAUUCUGGAUAUGAACUUCAGGGCUUUAUCAAAUUUGAGAAGUUUGGUUCUGGCUGGAAUGAACCUGAGAGAGAUUUCAGAUUAUGCUCUUGUAGGCUUAAAAAAUCUGGAGAGUCUGUCUUUCUAUGAUAACAAGCUGAUCAGUGUUCCCAAGCGAGCAUUGCAGCAAGUUCCUGGACUUAAGUUCCUGGAUCUGAAUAAAAAUCCACUUGAGAGGAUUAAGCAGAGUGACUUCACAAACAUGCUACACCUCAAGGAACUGGGACUCAACAAUAUGGAAGAACUGGUUUCUAUUGACAAAUUUGCCUUGAUCAACUUGCCUGAAUUAACAAAAUUAGAUGUGACCAACAACCCUAAACUAUCCUAUAUUCAUCCCAGUGCUUUCCAUCAUCUCCCCCAGAUGGAAACUCUCAUGCUCAACAACAAUGCUCUAAGUGCUUUGCAUAAGCAAACACUAGAGUCCCUCCCCAGUCUGCAAGAGAUAAGCAUCCACAGCAAUCCCCUCCACUGUGAUUGUGUCAUCCGCUGGGUCAAUAGUACUGAGAACCACAUACGCUUUAUUGAGCCUCAAUCCACAUUGUGUGCUGAACCUCCAGACCUAAAAAGAAAACAUAUACGUGAUGUCCCCUUCAGAGAAAUGACGGAUAGAUGUUUACCCCUCAUCUCUGACAAAAGCUUCCCUUCUUAUUUAGAGGUAGUAGAUGGUGAAGACAUCUCUCUUCAUUGCAGGGCUUUAGCAGAACCAGAACCAGAGAUCUACUGGGUCAUACCAUCAGGCCUUAAGCUAUUGCCAUUCUCAGAAGAUGGAAAGUAUAAAGUGGACUCUGAGGGGACAAUGGAGAUUCGCAAGGUCACAGUACGAGAGGCAGGCCUCUAUACGUGCAUGGCUCAAAAUCUCAUAGGUGCCGACACUAGAAGCAUCAGCCUAAUAGUCAACAGUUCUUUUCCUUUUAGUGAAGACACGCUAGAGCUGAUCAUUGAGGAAGUCCAGACUUACAAUAUCCUGGUUUCAUGGAAGCCUCAUAUCAAUACCAUUUCAUCUAAUCUCACUUGGUCCAGUUUCAACCCCGGCUUGGACUUAACAAAUGUAGCCCGUAUUCCAACAGGUACCCACAUCUAUAACAUCACAAGAUUGCACCAUGAUACAGAAUACUGGGCCUGUCUUCAUAUAGCAUUUGCAAAAUGGCAGACCAAGGUUGCCUGUGUCAAUGCAAGGACUAAAGAGGCUCAAUACCAGUACUUAGAAAGCAGGCAGGGGGCCCUGAUGGUAUUGUUCCUCUGCAUGUUGAUGCUAUCUUUAAGCCUCAUAGGCAACUAUGGUUUAAGUUCUUUCAAAUUUCAAUCUAGAAACCAGGGAAUCUGCAUGCCAUGGAAAAGAGCCUCAUCUUCGGUUCGUGUAGUAUAUCCAACCUUUAUCAAACAGUGGGAUCAAGAGAGAAAGAGUGAGACACUCCUAGCCAUGGAGGUACAAGCAACAUCACUGGACUCGUGAAGGUUGCGGGUUUUUUCCUCUGCGAGAAGGGUGGAUAAAUAUAUCUGGUG
Messenger RNA from Protobothrops mucrosquamatus (brown spotted pit viper), 2387 nucleotides. It is a transcript of the gene LRRN2, whose product is annotated as leucine rich repeat neuronal 2. Lineage: Eukaryota; Metazoa; Chordata; Lepidosauria; Squamata; Viperidae. Gene Ontology annotation, molecular function: protein binding. The record is from RefSeq and is a predicted model, not a curated record. The transcript has a single exon. Bases 187 to 2337 code for a protein of 716 amino acids.